Molecule: messenger RNA, 3569 nt
Organism: Quercus robur (English oak)
Lineage: Eukaryota; Viridiplantae; Streptophyta; Magnoliopsida; Fagales; Fagaceae
Product: probable leucine-rich repeat receptor-like serine/threonine-protein kinase At3g14840
Exons: 24
Coding region: 76-3069 (997 amino acids)
Biological process (GO): protein phosphorylation
Molecular function (GO): ATP binding; protein binding; protein kinase activity
Source: RefSeq, a predicted model, not a curated record
UAACAAGUAUAUCUAUAUGCAUGGAAUUUUUGAAAGCAGAGCUCGUGGAAUAGCUAGUCGGCAGAGCAAACAAUAAUGGCGAGGCUUGUUCUUCCUUACAUUAGAUUCAUAGUGUUCUUGUUACUUACAUGCAUGGCAGCACAACCUGGAACAGGCCGGACAACUCAUGGUGAUGAAGUGAAAGCCCUUGGCGAAAUAGCUGAACAAUUGGGAAAGAAAGACUGGAAUACCAAUGUGGAACCAUGCAUAAAUGACCUAAGUUGGUUAACGCCAAAAUUGGAUUGGAACCCACCAUCCAACAAUUCUCUCUUUUGCAAUUGCUCCUACCCUGAUAGUGUAUGCCACGUCGUUGCAUUGAUUCUUAAAGGGCAGGAUCUCGGCGGUGUGCUUCCACGAUCUCUGGUGAAGCUACCCUACCUGACGUACCUUGAUCUCACUCGUAACUUCCUUAGUGGUAACAUACCCCGCGAAUGGGCUUCUACAAAGUUGGAAUAUUUGUCCCUCACUGUGAACAACUUAUCAGGACCAAUUCCAAGCUUCUUGGGAAACAUUACCACACUUAGAUAUAUGAAUAUCGAGAACAAUCUGUUUUCAGGAAUGGUUCCCCUUGAGCUUGGAAAGUUGGUUAACUUGGAGAAUCUCAUUCUUAGUGCUAACAAUCUCUCAGGAGAGUUGCCAUUCGCUCUUACUAAGUUGACCAAAUUAACGGAACUUAGAAUUAGCAGUAACAACUUCACUGGAAGAAUGCCUGACUUUUUCCAAAGUUGGAAACAACUUGAGAAAUUAGUGAUCCAAGCUAGUGGUUUUGAGGGGCCAAUUCCUUCUAGCAUUUCUAUUCUGAGUAACUUAACAGAGCUAAGGAUCAGCGACUUAGUUGGAGAGGGUUCAAAUUUUCCAAACUUAAGUAGCAUGACAAGCAUGACAAUAUUGAUGUUGAGGAGCUGUAAUAUCUUUGGACAAAUUCCUACAUAUAUAUCAAACAUGACACAACUCAAAAUUUUAGAUCUCAGCUUCAAUAGAUUGGAGGGACGUAUUCCACAUUUGGAUGGUCUAUUAGCGUUGAAGUUCAUGUAUCUGACAAGCAACUCUCUCAAUGGAACUAUUCCAGACUGGAUUAAGAGCAGAGACAAUCGCUUCAAUAUAGAUCUUUCUUACAAUAAUUUGUCAGAGCACUCUGCACCACCCUGUCGACCAAAUUUAAAUUUGUUCAAAAGCUUCUCUGGAAGGAACAACUCAAUACUUAAUGAAUGCCUGAAGGACUUUCCAUGUUCAAAAGAUCGGUAUUCAUUGCAUAUAAAUUGUGGUGGGAAAGCAACCACUGUUGGAAACAUAAUGUAUGAAGAGGAUGAUGGCGUAGCUGGUCCUGCAGUAUUUUUUCCUGUGAUGGAGAGGAAGAAUUGGGGAUUCAGUGGCACUGGAAAGUGGGAUGGCAAUACCUCAAAUAGUUAUGUAGCAAAGAAUGUAUCUGCACUUACAAUGAAAGAGUCUGAACUAUACACAAGUGCACGCCUAUCUCCUCUUUCAAUCACAUAUUAUGCUCGCUGCUUAGCAAAUGGACGUUAUAAAGUGAAACUUCACUUUGCGGAGAUAGUAUUCAGAGACAACAGAUCUUUUUACAGUCUUGGAAGGCGGAUAUUUGAUGUUUAUCUCCAGGAGGAACGGGUGAUGAAAGAUUUUGAUAUUGAAAACACUGCACCAGGGGUUGAUAAAGCAGUUGUUAUGAAAUUUAAUGCAGUUGUUAAAAAUAGCGUUUUGAUGAUUCGCUUUUAUUGGGCUGGGAAAGGGACAACAACUGCCCCAGAGACAGGAACAUAUGGUCCUCUCAUUUCAGCUAUCUCUGUGGAAUCUGGUUUCAUUCACCUUAAUGAUAAGAUGAAGAUGACCAUUGUGGUUGGAGCUGUAGUUUUGGCGCUACUUCUCAUUUUUAUGAUUUUGGGUAUUCUUCGGUGGAAAGGCUAUUUGGGAGGGAGGAUAUCAAGGGAAAAAGAGUUGAGAAGAUUAGACCUCCAAACGGGCUUUUUUACAUAUAGACAAAUAAAAGCUGCCACUGAUAACUUCAAUACAGCAAACAAGAUUGGAGAAGGUGGUUUUGGAUCAGUUUACAAGGGUAUACUAUUAGAUGGUACUGUAAUUGCGGUUAAACAACUUUCAUCAAAAUCAAAGCAAGGAAGUCGUGAAUUUGUGAAUGAAAUAGGUAUUAUGUCUGGUUUACAACAUCCAAAUCUGGUUAGAUUGUAUGGAUGUUGUAUUGAAGGAAAACAAUUAUUGUUGGUAUAUGAGUACAUGGAAAACAAUAGCCUUGCACAUACUUUGUUUGGUCCUGCAGAUGGUCAGUUAAAAUUGGAUUGGCUUACAAGGCAGAAAAUAUGUGUUGGCAUAGCAAGAGGUCUAGCUUUCUUGCAUGAGGAAUCAACACUGAAAAUUGUUCAUAGAGACAUCAAAUCUACUAAUGUGUUGCUUGAUAGGGACCUUAACCCUAAGAUCUCUGACUUUGGUUUGGCCAAGCUCGAUGAAGAUGAGAACACAAGCAUUAAAACCAGAAUUGCUGGAACAAUGGGCUAUAUGGCACCAGAAUAUGCAUUAUGGGGUAUUUUAACUUACAAGGCAGAUGUUUAUAGUUUUGGAGUCGUUGUAUUGGAAAUUGUUUCUGGGAAGAACAAUAGGAAACAUGGACCAAACGAGAACCAUGCAUGUCUUCUAGAUUGGGCCAUCAUUUUACAUCAGAAGGGGAAUAUGAUGGAGCUUGUAGAUCCGGAAUUGGGGACUGAAUUCAGUAAGGAAGAGGCACUUAGAAUGAUUAAGGUAGCUUUAUUAUGCAUUAAUCCAUCACCAGUGCUUAGGCCCACCAUGAGUGCCGUAGUGAGCAUGCUUGAAGGACAAACAGUCGUUGAUGAAUCGAACAUUGAUCUAAGAGUUUAUAGUAAUGAAUGGACGUUAGAUUCCUUAAGUGACCAAUUUGGUCAGAGCCAACGUGAAAGCUCAAUGGAAAGUCAGAGCCUCACUCAGUCAUUAAAGGCUAGAUGGAUUGGGUCUUCUUCUACAUCAGCCCCAGUAUCUCUAUCCCACUAAUCUUGACUCUCGGUAACAUAUAUAAUCAACUAAUAUGUGCUUGUUUAAUGAUAAGAAACAAUAUAUUUGUUUCACUAACUCCAAAAGAUAAAUGGAUUAGCUAUGUGAUUAAGUCUUGUGGUUCAUUAGUCUCAAGUUUCUCAUUUUAAGAUCUUGAGUUUGACUCCCUCUAUUAGUAUACAGCCGACUCCUAUGCUCCUUGCAGACUUGCAGUUACCUAAGAAAUUUAUCCAUGAAUGUGCCACAGGAGGAAUGCCUAUGCCUAUUGCUCCAAACAGCCUAGGGAUUAGUUAGGUUUCAAAAAGAUUUGGAUAUCUCGUAAAAAAAAGAAAAAAAGAAAGAAAGAAAGAUCAGCUAUGUGGUUUCAACUUUCAACUCCAACAUUUGUAAGAGGAAACUCAAUAUACUUUUUACAAACUGAGGAAUUGUUCCCUAUAUCUGUAGUGUUGAGCAUGUAAUUAUUAUUAAUUAUAGAGAUGUAUAUACUCUUCUUGUACAUC